AUGGACAAUUCUUUCUUUUCUGGUUUCUGUUUCUUUUUGCUUUGCAUUCUUUCUUUUUUCUUUUCUUUCUUUUUUUCUUCUUUUUCUUUUUUGCAUUCAUUCUUUUCUGCAUUCUUUCAAAUUUUUGCAUUCUUUAUUUUUUCUUUUAUUCUUUCUUCUUUUUUCUUUUCAUUUUUCGUUUUCUUUUCUUUUUUCUUUUUCUUUUCUUUCUUCAUUCUUUUCUUCUUUUUUUUUCUUUUCAUUCUUUUCUUCUUUUUCUUUCUUUUUUUCUUUUUUCUUUGCAUUCUUUCUUCUUUCUUUUCUUUACAUUCUUUCGUCUUUCUUUUCUUUACAUUCUUUCGUCUUUCUUUUCUUUGCAUUCUUUCGUCUUUCUUUUCUUUACAUUCUUUCGUCUUUCUUUUCUUUACAUUCUUUCUUCUUUCUUUUCUUUACAUUCUUUCUUCUUUCUUUUCUUUGCAUUCUUUCAUCUUUCUUUUCUUUGCAUUCUUUCAUCUUUUCUUUUUCUUUCUUUUCUUUCUUCUUUCUUUUUUUUUCUUUACGUCUUUCUUUUCUUUUGUCAUUCUUUCUUUCUUUCUUUUUUUACAUUCUUUCGUCUUUCUUUUCUUUUGCAUUCUUUUUGUCUUUCUUUUCUUUGCAUUCUUUUCUUUUUUUCUUUUGCUUUUCUUUUUGCAUUCUUUCUUUCUUUUCUUUCUUUUCGAUCUUUUUGUUUCUUUGCAUUCUUUCUUUUUUUACUUUUUUUUUUGCUUUUCUUUUCUUUUUCUUUCUUCUUUCUUUUCUUUUCUUUCUUUCUUUUUCUUUUCUUUCUUUUUCUUUCUUUUUUCUUUUCUUCUUUUUCUUUUUCUUUCUUUUCUUUUCUUUUCUUUCUUUUUCUUUUCUUUCUUUCUUUGCAUUCUUCUUUCUUUUUUUGCAUUCUUUUCUUCUUUUCUUUUCUUUGCAUUCUUUCUUUUAUUUUUUUCAUUUAUUCUUUCUUCUUUCUUUUUUUUUUCUUUGCAUUCUUUUCUUUGCUUCUUUCUUUUUUCUUUUCUUUCUUCUUUCGUCUUUCUUUUCUUUGCAUUCUUUCUUCUUUCUUUUCUUUUUUCAUUCUUUCUUUCUUUCAUUUUUCUUUUCUUUUUCUUUUUUCUUUUCUUUUCUUUUUACUUUUUUUUUCUUUCUUUUCUUUUUCUUCUUUCUUUUCUUUUUCUUUCUUUUUACUUUCUCAUUUUCUUUUCUUUGCAUUCUUUUUCUUUUCUUUGCAUUUUCUUUUUCUUUUUCUUCUUACAUUUCUUUUCAUUCUUUCUUUUUUUCUUUCUUUCUUUUUUUUUUUUUUUCUUUGCAUUCUUUCUUCUUUCUUUUCUUUCAUUCUUUCGUCUUUCUUUUCUUUUUCUUUUCUUUUUCUUUUCUUUGCAUUCUUUUUUCUUUUUUUUUUGCAUUCUUUCUUCUUUCUUUUCUUUUAUUUCUUUCUUCUUUCUUUUCUUUUCUUCUUUUUGUCUUUCUUUUUCUUUUUUCAUUCUUUCGUCUUUCUUCUUCUUUCAUUCUUUCUUCUUUUCUUUUUUUUCUUUUCGUCUUUCUUUUCUUUCUUUUUCUUUUUUCUUUUCAUUCUUUCUUCUUUCUUUUCUUUUCUUUCUUUCAUUUCUUUACUUUUUCUUUUUCAUUCUUUCUUUUCUUUUCUUUUUCUUUCUUUUUCAUUCUUUUUUCUUUCUUUUUCUUUUGUCUUUUCUUUUCUUCUUUUUGUUUUCUGCAUUCUUUCUUCUUUCUUUUCUUUUCUUUCUUCUUUCUUUCUUUCUUUUCUUUUCUUUUCUUUGCAUUCUUUCUUUUUUCUUUUCUUUUCUUUUUCUUUUUUUCUUUUCUUUGCAUUCUUUCUUUCUUUUCUUUUCUUUUUAUUCUUUCUUUUCUUCUUUAUUCUUUCUUUUUCUUUCUUCUUUCUUUCUUUUCUUUCAUUCUUUUUUCUUUCUUUUCUUUUUCAUUCUUUUCUUUCUUUUUUCUUUCGUCUUUCUUUCUUUUUUCUUUCUUUUUCUUUUUUUGCAUUCUUUCUUCUUUCUUUUCUUUACAUUCUUUCGUCUUUCUUUUCUUUCUUUCUUUUUUCUUUCUUUUUUUCUUUUACAUUCUUUCUUCUUUCUUUUCUUUUUUCUUUCUUUUCUUUUUCUUUGCUUUUUCUUUUUUUCUUUUUCUUUUUCUUUUCUUUUUCUUUACAUUCUUUCUUCUUUCUUUUCUUUUUCUUUCUUUCCUUUCUUUUUUUUCUUUCUUUUUUUUCUUUGCAUCAUUUCUUUUUUCUUUGCUUCUUUUUCUUUCUUUUCUUUACAUUCUUCUUUCUUUUCUUUUCUUUCUUUCUUUUCUUUUCUUUUUUUCUUUCUUUCUUUUUUCUUUUCUUUUUCAUUUCUUUUUUCUUUUCUUUUCUUUUCUUUCUUUCAUCUUUCUUUCUUUCUUUGCUUUCUUUUCUUUUUCAUUCGUCUUUCUUUCUUUUUUCUUUCUUUUUCUUUUCUUUUCCCUUUCUUUUUUCUUUCUUUUUGUUUUUAUUCUUUCUUUUUUUCUUUUUUUUCUUCUUUCUUUUCUUUCAUUUUCGUCUUUCUUUUCUUUUCAUUCUUUCUUUUCUUUUCUUUUUUUUCUUUUUUUUCUUUUCUUCCUGUUCUUUCCAUUUUCUUUCUUUUCUUUCUUUCUUUUCUUUCUUUUCUUUUACAUUCUUUCUUCUUUCUUUUCUUUUUCAUUCUUUCAUUUUCUUUUCUUUCUUUUUCUUUUUCUUUCUUCUUUCUUUUCUUUGCAUUCUUUCUUCUUUCUUUUCUUUUACUUUUUCGUCUUUCUUUCUUUUUCUUUUUCUUUUUUCUUUUCUUUUCUUUUUUUCUUUCUUCUUUCUUUUCUUUUUUCUUUUUCUUUCUUUCUUCUUUUUUCUUUCUUUUCUUUGCAUUCUUUCUUCUUUCUUUUCUUUGCAUUCUUUCUUCUUUCUUUUCUUUGCAUUCUUUCUUCUUUCUUUUCUUUGCAUUUUUCUUUCUUUCUUUUUUUUUCUUUUCUUUCUUCUUUCUUUUCUUUACUUUCUUUUCUUUCUUUUCUUUUCUUUCUUUCUUUACAUUCUUUUCUUUUUUUUCUUUGCUUUUCUUCAUUUCUUUUCUUUGCUUUCUUUCUUUAAUUCUUUCUUUUUCUUUCUUUUCUUUCUUUUUCUUUUUUCUUUUCUUUUAUUCUUUCUUUUCUUUCUUCUUUUCUUUUUUUUCUUUUUCUUUUUUCUUUCUUUUCUUUUCAUUCUUUUUUUUUUUUUUCUUUUUUUCUUUCUUUUCUUUCAUUCUUUCUUCUUUCUUUUCUUUUUUAUUCUUUCGUCUUUCUUUUCUUUGCAUUCUUUCGUCUUUCUUUUCUUUCGUUCAUUCUUUUUCUUUCUUUGCAUUCUUUCUUUCUUUUCUUUCAUUCUUUCUUUUUUCUUUUUUCUUUUUCAUUUUUUCUUUUUCAUCUUUCUUUUUUGUUCUUUCGUCUUUCUUUUCUUUGCAUUCUUUUCUUUACUUUUUUCUUUCUUUUUUUUCUUUCUUUUCUUUACAUUCUUCGUCUUUCUUUUUUCUUUCUUUCUUUUUCUUUUUUCUUUCAUUCUUUCUCUUUCUUUUCUUUACAUUCUUUAAGUCUUUCUUUCUUUUCUUUUUCUUUCUUUCUUUUUUCUUUUUUCUUUUACUUUUUUCUUCAAGUCUUUUCUUUUCUUUACAUUCUUUCUUCUUUCUUUUCUUUCAUUUUUUUCAUUUCUUUUUUUCUUUUUCUUCCUUUCUUUUUCUUUCUUUUUUCUUUCUUUCUUUCCUUUCUUUGCAUUCUUUCUUUUUCUUUUUUUUCAUUUUCUUUUCUUUUCUUUCUUUUUUCUUUAUAUUCUUUUUGUCUUUCUUUUCUUUGCAUUCUUUUUUUCUUUUUCUUUCUUUUCUUUCUUUCUUUCUUUUUUUUGCAAGCAUUCUUUCGUCUUUCUUUUCUUUACAUUCUUUCUUCUUUCUUUUCUUUGCAUUCUUUCCUUUCUUUACAUUUCUUUCUUUUUCUUUCUUUUCUUCUUUUUUGUUUCUUUUCUUUUUUCUUUCUCGAUUCUUUUUUCUUUGUUCUUUAUAUUCUUUCUUCUUUUUUUCUUUUCUUCUUUUUUCUUUCUUUCUUUUUCUUUCAUUCUUUCUUCUUUUUUUUUUUUCUUUCGUCUUUCUUUUCUUUACAUUCUUUCUUUAUCUUUUCUUUCAUUUUCUUUCUUUCUUUUCUUCUUUUUCUUUUCUUUUAUUCUUUCUUCUUUCUUUCUUUUUCUUUCUUUUUUCUUUCACUUUUCUUUUCUUUACAUUCAUUAGUCUUUCUUUUUCUUUGACAUUCUUUCAUCUUUCUUUUCUUUGCAUUCAUUCGUCUUUCUUUUCUUUGCAUUCUUUCUUCUUUCUUUUCUUUGCAUUCUUUCUUUUCUUUGCAUUCUUUCUUCUUUCUUUUCUUUACAUUCUUUCGUCUUUCUUUUCUUUGCAUUCUUUCGUCUUUCUUUUCUUUGCAUUCUUUCUUCUUUCUUUUCUUUGCAUUCUUUCGUUCUUUCUUUUCUUUACAUUCUUUCUUCUUUCUUUUCUUUGCAUUCUUUUUCUUUCUUUCUUUUGCGAUUCUUUUUCUUUCUUUUUUCAUUCUUUCUUCUUUCUUUUCGGUCCAUUUUCAUUCUUUCAUCUUUCUUUUUUCUUUCUUUUUUUCUUUCUUUUUCUUUCUUUUUCUUUCUUUUCUCUUUCUUUCUUUGCAUUCGUCUUUCUUUUUUUUUCUUUUUCUUUUUAUUCUUUCGUUUUUUUUCUUUCUUUUUUCUUUCUUUUCUUUCUUCUUCUCUUUUCUUUACAUUUUUCUUUUUUUUUUUCUUUCAUCUUUCUUUUCUUUUCAUUCUUUCUCUUUCUUUUCUUUUUUUUACUUCUUUCUUUUCUUUUUCUUUCGAUCUUUUUUUCUUUCGUCUUUUCUUUUCUUUUUCAUUCUUUUCAUUCUUUUCUUUUCUUUCAUUCUUCGUCUUUCUUUUCUUUUCAUUUCUUUCGUCUUUCUUUUUCUUUCGUCUUUCUUUCUUUUUUUUGUUCUUUCAUUUCUUUCUUUUCUUUUCUUUCUUUUCUUUCUUUCUUUUUUCUUUCAUUCUUUCAUCUUUCUUUUCUUUUGCAUUUUUUCUUUCUUUUCUUUUGCAUUCUUUCUUUUUCUUUUGUUUCUUUUCUUUUUUCUUUCUUUUCUUCUUUCUUUCUUUACAUUCUUUUUUUUUUCUUUUCUUUAUUUUUUUUCUUUCUUUUUUUUUUCUUUCUUCUUUCUUUUCUUUGCAUUCAUUCUUUUCUUUCUUUUUCUUUUCCAUUUUUUUCUUUCUUUUCUUUUUUUCUUUUUUUUUUCUUUAGUUCUUUCUUUUCUUUUUCUUUUUUCUUUCUUUUCUUUUGUUCUUUCUUCUUUCUUUCUUUUUCUUUCAUCUUUCUUUUCUUUGUUCAUUCAUCUUUCUUUUCUUUGCAUUCAUUUUCUUUUUUAGCAUUCUUUUAUUUCUUUUCUUUAGAUUCUUUCUUUCUUUUCUUUUUUUUCUUUCUUUUCUUUUUUUGUUCUUUCGUCUUUCUUUUCUUUGCAUUUUUUCUUUUUCUUUGCAUUCAUUUCGCAUUCUUUUUGCAUUCAAUGAAUUUCUUUGCUUUUUUCUUUCUUUUCUUUACAUUCUUUCUUCUUUCUUUUCUUUUUCUUCUUUUCUUUACAUUCUUUCAUCUUUCUUUUCUUUGCUUUCAUCUUUUUUCUUUUUUUUCUUUAUGUUCUUUCUUCUUUCUUUUCUUUACAUUCUUUCGUCUUUCUUUUCUUUGCAUUCAUUUUUUCUUUAAAAUUCUUUCAUCUUUCUUUUCUUUUUCUUUAAACUUUUCUUUACAUUCUUUAUUCUUUCUUUUCUUUGCAUUCUUUCAUCUUUCUUUUCUUUGCAUUCUUUCAUCUUUCUUUUCUUUGCAUUUUUUUUUUCUUUUUCUUUACAUUUUUCUUUUUCUUUGUUCUUUGUCUUUCUUUUUAGGAUUUUACUUUUCUUUUUUUUUCUUUAUAUUCUUUCUUCUUUCUUUCCUUUGA
Messenger RNA from Acanthosepion pharaonis, 5979 nucleotides. Lineage: Eukaryota; Metazoa; Mollusca; Cephalopoda; Sepiida; Sepiidae. The record is from the annotation of a GenBank genome assembly.